AUGGCCAACUUCUCCAUGGGAUCUGGCCAGAUGACCGAAGAGCCUGAAAACCUCCUCCAACUUGGAGGGUGGCGCAAGCACAGAGUACCCGAAGUUCCAGCAGAAGAGAAUUGGAGCGCAUAUGCCAACAGGGGGUACGACGAUCCCACCCACCCCACCAAUUAUUAUGAAGGAUACGACGACCAAGGGGCGCCUUCUGUCCCUCCUGUGCCUUCAGCUGACGAUCAAGAGACAGACGACUAUUAUGCCUACGCGAUGGCAUCGUACGCGCAAGAGAUCAAUAGCCUCCAAGAUUACAUUGCUCGCAGUCGAUCGGCGUCCCGAAGAAGCAGUGCUGCUUCCAGUCGCGUCAGCGAUAGGAGAGGCAGUGAAGCCAGUACCAGGAGAGGUAGUGAGUGGGGUGCUGGGAGAGAGGGUGAUGACGGAAGGGAACGACAUCGUGGGCACGGCGUGAGGAAAAUCAAUACUGAGAGGAAGGGAACGGGGGAAUCGACGACGAGUACUACGAGUAUUAGUUCUAGGUGGCAGGAGUGGAGACCGGAUGACGGCGAGGAGCAGGAUGAGUACCAGCAGUGA
This is a messenger RNA of Cryptococcus wingfieldii CBS 7118, 576 nucleotides long. RefSeq lists its product as hypothetical. Lineage: Eukaryota; Fungi; Basidiomycota; Tremellomycetes; Tremellales; Cryptococcaceae. The record is from RefSeq and is a predicted model, not a curated record. The coding region runs from base 1 to 576 and encodes 191 amino acids. The transcript has a single exon.